Pseudonaja textilis is the source of this 1715-nucleotide messenger RNA. It is a transcript of the gene SNX15, whose product is annotated as sorting nexin 15. The record is from RefSeq and is a predicted model, not a curated record. Lineage: Eukaryota; Metazoa; Chordata; Lepidosauria; Squamata; Elapidae. Gene Ontology annotation, molecular function: phosphatidylinositol binding.
CGGCGGCGCGCGGACUUUCUCCUCUCCGGCCGCAGCCCUGGAUUUAAAGGGGCCGCGUCGCCGAAAAAGCCGCCGGGAUGUCCCGCCGGGCGAAGGAGGAGUUCCAGCGCUCCUACGCGGUCAGCGACCCCCGCAGCCACCCCAAAGGCUACACGGAAUACAAAGUCACGGCCAAAUUUGUCUCAAAGGCGAACCCAGAUGAUACCAAGGAGAUUGUGGUCUGGAAGAGAUACAGCGACUUUAAGAAACUGCACACAGACCUGGCGUACACCCAUCGCAAUCUCUUCCGUCGCAUGGAGGAUUUCCCCGCUUUCCCGCGAGCCCAGGUCUUCGGCCGAUUCGACCCCGAGGUGAUUGAAGAGCGGAGGAAAGCGGCGGAAGAUAUGCUGCAUUUCACCGUACACAUCCCGGCCUUAAAUAACAGCCCCCAGCUGAAGGAAUUCUUCCGGGGCGGAGAGGGGCAGAGUUGUCCCAGGCACUGGGAGUCCCCAUCGCUACCCCGCCCUCUCAUCCCCGUGCCCGCGGCAGGAGUCGAACAGGGCGAGGAGGCUCUGGGGCUGGUUCAGGAUGAUGGGCUGCUGGAUCCGAAGCCGGAGGCAGCCAAUAAAGAUGGUGUCGCUGAGGCCCAAAUGGAGAACCAAGAGGGGGCCUCUGACGCUGUGGGACGAGAGGAAGAUCUAGAUGCCCUCUUUGCCUUCCGGGAGGAAGAGGAGGAAGAAGCCAAGAAUGACUCGCCUUCUCACUGCCUCUUAUCGGUCCAAGAAUUAGCCCUUUUUGACCCCUUCUCCAAAGAAGCUUCUUCUACUGCCACCAGCCUCUCCCUUGGGGAAGGCCUGGCUUCUCUGGAGGCCUCAGAGACCAAACCAGAAGUCCUGCUCAAUGCGGACCCGACGCAGAAACCCGAGGUAGAAAGUGCCUCCUCGUUGGAUCCCGGCAGGUAUCUGCCCCAAGCGAUCGAGCGGAUUCGGCAAGCCGUGUUGUGCGAAGCCUCCAGAGACUUCCAGGGGGCUUUUCACGGCUACCGCGGUGGAGUUGACUUGCUCCUCCAGGGUCUGCAAGGCGAUCCUAACCCAGCCCGCAGGGAAGCGGUGAAGAAGAAGACCGCAGAAUACCUUCAGAGGGCGGAAGAAAUCUUCCAGCAACACUUGAAGCAUCUGGAACUGUGACUCCCGAUCCGCCGCGAACGCUUGUAUUUAUUUCUUGCUGCCAACAGACCCGGGUGUUUCAGGCUGACGGCUUUUCCAAGGCCGUUUUUGUUUUCCCAUGUAAAAAAGUUUGUACAUUUUUUCUCUCUUCCAAAGGACUGCAGCUGAUUUCUUGGCUUUAGUUGUGCAUUUUGGGCCUUUUCCAGUCCUCCAGCUCUCAAUCCCGGAUUUGGAAAGUUAAACCCAGGUGAAAAAUAAUCUUGGGGUUUCUUUUCCCCUUUGGAGAGGGCUGAGAAAGGGGGCUGGCCGAAAGGGCUUCGGUUCAUGCAGGAGUUGGUCUGAAUGCAGAAUUCAGUUGAUUCAACUCUACCGUGUUAAAACCUUAAAGCAAACAGGCCGAGUUUAUCCAAACAGAUGAACAAGGUUGAGCAGGUUGUGUGAAUGCAGAGCCUAACGUGAUGACCCAAAGGGGCGUGGCACAAAGGCAACACAGAUAAUCAGUAAGAGGCCCUUUAUUAGCUCCAACUUUGUCCCCAAGGUCCUGGUUACCUUCUGGGCUGGAGAAAAACU